Messenger RNA from Penicillium paradoxum, 1110 nucleotides. RefSeq lists its product as uncharacterized. NCBI's taxonomy places the organism in Eukaryota, Fungi, Ascomycota, Eurotiomycetes, Eurotiales, Aspergillaceae. The record is from RefSeq and is a predicted model, not a curated record. Bases 1 to 1110 code for a protein of 369 amino acids. The transcript is spliced from 3 exons.
AUGUCCCAAGCCACCCCCACCUUCACAGUGGACCGCGAAUUUACUGAGCUUGAAACCUGCCAAACCCCCAAAGGUGGAAGUUUGUCAAUAACCGCAUUAGCCCGGUUCGAAUUCGAAGCUGGAAAAGGAAACGAUGGUACCAAAAUCCUCAUGAUUGAGUGGGAGGACGAUGAUCUCUCCCGAUCCAUGACCGAUGGGUCAUGGCAUGUCUCCUGGGCCGGAAAGACUUCCGUACUGCCCGCCGAUGAACGGCCUAGUGAUAGCUUACGCCGCUUCUACUUCUUGCUCCCACCCAAUACCACCAUCCCGCCUGUCGUCACGCUUUACUAUGAACCGCGAAUCCCCCGAUCAGACGAGCCAGAUCUCGCCGCCCCUCUGCCUUCUAAGCCACGGGACGCUCUCCGGCUCAAUCCUCUUCCCGCUAUCUUCCCCCUGAACUGGGUGCUACAGGACGUGCAGCAGGCAAGAAGGAAGCGCCUUCGAGUUCUGGAGCAAGAGAUCGAUGCCGAGUCCCGCAACAAUGUGGAAGGUAUUGCGUUGCAUAUGGCCAUUAGUGAGAAGGAGUGGAUUGAGGACAACUUCGGCCUAACUGCGCGCACCGUCGACUCUGUCUCCGGCAGCCAUGAGUCCUCAGUCUAUCCUACAGGGCCAGCGACACCCGUGUCGCCCGUCAGUGGAAAAAAGCUAAGCGACAAGCUUAAAGGAUUAAAGCUCCAGACAAGUGAGAAGGACCUGUCAGUAAACGGAGGCUCAGAUUCCAAUGCCGCCCACCUACUUUCGCCUCAAUCUCCCGAUGUUGCUGUCUCAUCGUUCAGCUCAUUCCGCAAUGUUGCCCAUAGACACAUUCACUCUAUGCCGACACCAGACACCAAUCCCACACCGACACCAGACUCUCACACUAAUCCCUCCGGCCCCGAAUCACUCAAGCCAGUUGCACUUUUCCCACCCUCGGUUUUGCAGGAAGCUCAGCAAAACCAUAACCCCACCGGUUUCGCGGCUAUGGGCACGAUUUCGCGCACUGCAAGCAACGAUUCCGGUGAGGAUUUGUUCGCGAAGGCCCUGAGCCCACGCUCACCAGAUCUCCCUCGAAGCCCUUUCUCAUUUUGUUGA